Mizuhopecten yessoensis (Yesso scallop) is the source of this 2131-nucleotide messenger RNA. RefSeq lists its product as uncharacterized. The transcript is spliced from 6 exons. The coding region runs from base 53 to 1393 and encodes 446 amino acids. NCBI's taxonomy places the organism in Eukaryota, Metazoa, Mollusca, Bivalvia, Pectinida, Pectinidae. The record is from RefSeq and is a predicted model, not a curated record.
GAUUAAUACAAAAUUUCAAUAACAGAUCAAUUUAGAAAGGAUUUUAAUAUCAAUGAUUUUCCUUUUACAGCAGGAAGCUUUUGACAUGAAAGAACGCAAAAGGCUGUUUAAGGUGAUCCUUACUCUCCUUGCGUAUAUAGUUAUCCUUUGUAGCAUCCUGAGUAAGUCAGCAUUACAAAAACAGUUACGGUUUAAACAUUCUUUUGGUGAAGCUGCUUUGUUGUUACUAUGGAACUCGGGUGAUGUAGAAAAACACCCAGGGCCGCCUUUAAAUGUCAUGAAAACCAUUCGCGAGUUAGUAACUAGGCUUGUGAAAGAGGUACAAGGAAAGAAAGUAGUUGACUGGGCUACCGCGCCACCUGGCUGGGAUGAGAACGUAGUAUCAUUUCAGGAUAUUAACAAACUAAAAGACUCUGACAAUGAAGAGAAGUAUGCUAUGUUUUAUGAAGCACUCGAUGCAUGCAUCAAAAUGUCCGGUCACGUUCCUGAUUGGUGCGUUGAAGAGAUGACGUAUGUGGAAACCGGAAAUGUACCAGAGCUUCACAAGUGCCAAACAGUGAGGAAAGUAAGAGAACUUCUUGCACAACAUAGUCCCGCCGACCGUGAGGAUAUAAUCAGAAGGGUCAGAUACCCACGCCAGGGUGGAAGUGUUCCUGCUCAAGCCGUUAAAACAACCAAUAGAAAUCAACAGAGCAGACAGGAUAAGUGUCCCUUUAACGUACCCGGCUACCGACCAAUAUCGUCAAUAAAAGAGUCUGAUACAGCAAGAAAAAUUGCAAAGGAAUGCAUCGCGCUAUCAAAGAAUGCUGGAAAAUAUCAAUCUGGAAAUCAUCAGACAAUGACAAAGAAACGUUCAGCGACAACAACCACAGUACAACCUGCAUCAAAACAGCCCCGUACAUCAGCAGCAAACACAAGCACUCAACCAGCGACAUCAACUAUUGUCCGACCAAAUUCAGCAUCACCAGCCAUUUCGAUUGCGAUCUGCGCCCAACCUGUUGUGAACGCAACAGCAUCAAGUAAAAGACUCCCAGCAACUUCAACCAUUGUCAGACCGACAACAUCCACAAAUUCGGCUGUGGCAACUGCGUGUUAUACGGGAUCCCAUUCAUCAACAUUCUGUACAUCACGGGCGUCAAACAACAUCUCAACAGGGACUCUGCCUUCUACAGCACAAGUCAGCAAACAUCUAAACCAUGAUGGACAACAGUCAAACGACACCUCUACCGGAACUCAUCCUAAUGCAGCAAAGAACAGGCAACAACCAAAUCGUGGUGGGCAACCUUCAAACCUGAUAAGUUUGCCGUCAGACGACCUGGGUGACUUGGGUUUUUCAUCAAAUGUUGAUCUUGAUCAGUUUAUCAAGCAAAUCAUGAAGGAUAGUAAAAUGUAGAAAGAUGAUUGUAUAUUAAGAUAGGAAAUACUUUAGGGAUAGAAACAUCAGUUCAUUUUUCAGUGCUACGAUUUAUGUGAUCAAUCUGGUGUCAAAAAGGGUGAACUUUUUCGUGAAGUGCAAGAAAUACAAAUUCUCUAAAUGGCCGCCAAAUUUGUCAUCUUUUUUAAUUCUUGUAAAACAAUUAUACAAACAACAGGCAUCAAGUUUUUUGACACAUUUUUAGCUACAUGUUUGCUAUCAAAAUUGAUCAGAACUUUUUAAAUAUUAUAAAAAUAUAUUACACAAGAUCAAAUCAAGACUUGACCGUAAUUGAAACCUCAGAAGAGUAUAUCCCUAAUGCACGUCAGGGGUUCAAAGUAUUAGCCCCAGGUCUAAUUUCCUGUAAAUACCUCAGAGAGCUUUAUUGAAUCGCAUAUAUUUCCAUUUGCUCUGCAUUGCCACUUUAUAACCUUAACCAAACAAAAUAGAAAGAUAUCAGAUCAUAAUUCUCACAUAAUUCCCAUUGGUUUUGUGAUAUGAAGAACAUGUUCGUGACGUCGUGAAUAAAUGACGUCGUUUUGACCGACGUCAUUAUAAUCACCACAUCAAUAACAAUAAGCAUUCCUCGUGGUAACCCAUCCAAGCUACCGGAUUGAAAACACUCAACUGAUCAAUGUGCUUCGCAACAAUUUAUGUAAUUAUGUUGUAUAAAAGGUGAAUAUCCUCACGGUGGAAUAAAUUGAUUGAAAUAUUGAA